Molecule: messenger RNA, 1677 nt
Organism: Thlaspi arvense
Lineage: Eukaryota; Viridiplantae; Streptophyta; Magnoliopsida; Brassicales; Brassicaceae
Source: the annotation of a GenBank genome assembly
GGACUAUGAUGCUCGACCUUGUCUCGAGGUUAGCCUUCUAAGACCCUCCGGAGGCAGUUAACGUCGACGGUGAGUAGAAAUGAUGGUUCCGACGGCGGCUAGGAUUUCAACCUCCGCCUCCCAACUUCUACGCCGCAAAUCUCGGCAGCUGUGGUCGUUAUCCUCCUUCUCUCCGCUCUCUUCCAGCUCUAAUUACGCCCCUCACCCUCUCAGGAUAUUUAAGUCAUUAAGCUAUGGUGAUCUUUUGUGCAAGGUUCUGCAUAAGGAGUCUUGUAAAGGAUCUUCGUGGAGCGUUGGAUACUCAAGAUCCUCUUGGUUCCAUUCGAUUUCAGCUCGUGAGACCGAUGAUUGCGUUAGCAAACCCGAGAACAGUUUGAUUCAAGAUGGAGUAUCUUCUACAAAACCGAAGAGGAAGAAGCUCAAAGGCAAGCGAGCGGUUGUGCGGUGGCUAAAGUUUUUCCGGUGGAAGAAGAAGAAAGAGGUCGAAAGAAUGACUUCUGAAGAAAAGAUACUCAACAAACUAAGAAAGGCUCGUAAGAAAGAGGAACGGCUUAUGGAGACGAUGAAGAAGCUAGAACCUUCAGAGUCAUCGGAGACGACGCACGACCCGGAGAUAUUAACACCGGAGGAGCAUUUCCAUUACCUGAAAAUGGGUCUCAAGUGCAAGAACUAUGUUCCCGUAGGGAGAAGAGGGAUAUACCAAGGAGUGAUUCUGAACAUGCAUCUUCACUGGAAGAAGCACCAGACGCUACAGGUUGUGAUCAAAACGUUCACGCCGGAGGAAGUAGACGAGAUCGCUGUCGAGUUAGCGAGGUUGACCGGAGGGAUCGUGCUCGAUGUCCACGAAGGGAACACGGUGAUUAUGUACAGAGGGAAGAACUAUGUUCAGCCUCCUACUGAGAUCAUGUCGCCGAGGGUUACUCUCCCGAGGAAAAAGGCUUUGGACAAAUCUAAAUGCCGAGACGCGCUUCGCGCGGUUAGGAAGUAUAUCCCGAGGCUCGAACAAGAGCUUCAGUUGCUUCAGGCGCAGGCUGAGUCCAAGAGAGAAUGUCCGAAUGUAGUCGAGGUUGUUGAUGAUACUGAAGAGAGUUUAGAUCAAAGGUCGGAAGAGUUAAAGAAGAUUAUAGAAAGAAGCCAGGAUGAGCAAGAAGAAGAAGAAGAAGAAGAUGUGGAAUCAGAAUUGGGGACGGAUUCGGAUCUUUUGGAUAUCUUUGAGACUGAUUCGGAAUCGGAGAACGAGAAGGCAGAGCGGCCGCUUUUUCUUGAGGAGUUUGAGAAAUUUCCAGCAAGAAACAAGAACAUAGAAGAUGAAGAGGAGGAAGAUGAAGAUCCAGUGAAGGCUAAAUCAGGAGAUGAGUCUCCAGACUUUGAUGAAGUGGAUAAGAUGUUUCUUCGGGCAGCUUCGCUUUUGAAGAAGAAAAGACGAUGAAGAGAAUCAAUCACCAGGAGAUUCUUGUUUUCAUCAUCUCUUUUUGCUCAUCUCACGAUUGGUACAAAGUGAAGAUGGUGUUUAACAAAGUCGCAAGUAUUUAUCUUCUUUCUCCACUUUCUCAAACCGUUAUUGUUGUCUGUUAGCAAUUUGACAAUGUGGUUAUGAGAAGUAUGCGUGCUUCGUUUUUAAAAGUUUUAUUGUGAACGUAAAGCUCCAAAAUAAUGCCAAGAUUUUUGUUCUUACCA